AAAUUCACGCGAACACGAACACGACCACAGCCACGAGGAUCGAGUCGCCAGCAGCAUCUACACCCUCUCCCCCACCCUAUUUUUUUUUUAUUCGUUCCUGAAACACACUUGUACAAUAAGCAACGCGUUCAAUGAUGGACGAAUUCGGAGGGAAUGCACCAGAGGAGAACUUCAACUCGAUUCCAGUCCAGGAGAGACUGGAGCACAAGAACUGGAAAGCUCGCGUUUCUGCAUAUGAGGAACUCGCAAAGCUAUUCCGCACAAGCGUGGAGGACUCUGAUUUCCGGCGAUUUGAGGGUUCCCUAAAAAAGAUAGCUCUUGACUCGAACGCUGUGGCACAGGAAUCAGGGUUGAGUACGCUCAUCCAGUUUGUGGAGAACGCCCCAGAUCCUAAUAGGACAAAGAGUGUUGUGGUGCCAGCAGUCGUGGAAAAGUGCCUGUCCUCCACAAGGACAGGAACCAAGGCCAAGGCCCUAGAGUUGAUUCUAUUAUAUGUCGAGGUCGAUAGCCCAGAUCCCGUCAUCGAGGAUGUAUUACCAGGUCUGGAUGCUAAACUCCCCAAGCUCGUCGCCACAACCACGAAUACCCUCGCUGCUAUUGUUCGUACCUUUGGUAUCAAAAAUCUCAAUGUCAAACCACUUGUCAAGAAGCUGCCACCACUUUUUGGUCAUUCCGACAAGAAUGUUCGAGCCGAAGCCAAUGCCCUGACGAUAGAGCUGUAUCGAUGGCUCGGAAAGGCUAUCAUGCCAUCACUAGAGGAGCUGAAACCAGUACAGCAAAAGGAGCUGACGGAGGCAUUUGAGAAGCUACCCGAUGAGCGCCCAACACCACUAAAAUAUCUUCGCUCACAACAAGCCGAGAUGGCGGCCGCAGCAGAAAAUGGAGGCGACGACGGCGACGACGGUCAGGACGAGGAUGAAGAGAUGGUUGUCGUGGACGAGCUGGACCUCUUCGAUCCCGUCGAUGUGAAUGCGAAGAUGGAAAGCAACUUUUAUGAGCUCCUGGCAUCCAAAAAGUGGCAGGAGAGGAAGGAGGCGUUGGAUGCACUUUUGGUUCUCUGCAAAUCGCCAAAGAUUCUUGACAACCAUUACUCAGAAUUGGUCGGAGCUCUCGGAAAGCGCAUGGCGGAUACCAACAUUAAUAUCGUCAUCGUGGCAGCAAAUUGUUUGGAUGGAUUGGCCCGUGGACUACGCGACAGCUUCAACAAAUAUAAGCCAUCUGUGGCAGGACCGGUCAUGGAUCGACUCAAGGAACGCAAAGUCACAGUAGUGGAGGCCUUGUCUGGCGCCCUCAACGCCAUGUAUAGCACUAUACCAUAUUCUGAGCUUCUGGAAGACACAGCGACGAAUGUGGUGCACAAGAAUCCGCAGAUCAGGGCAGAGGUCAUCAAACUACAGAUUCAUCGACUGAGGGAGAUCAAGAUCGCACCAUCAAAACAGGAAAUCAAGACUGGAAGCGAAAUGCUUGUCAAGGCGUUCGAUGAUGGGGAUGCCGCCGUCCGCGAGGCUGCUGCAGAGGCCCUCGGAACGCUGAUGAAGUGUUGUGGAGAGAAACCGCUGUUGGCCUACACCGAGGGCUUGGACACUGUCAAGAUGGGCAAGGUCAAGGAGUAUUGCGAAAAGGCCGUCGUGAAAGCAAAGGCCGCCCCUGUUGUUGCCCCGCCAAAGCCGGCACCUGCAAAGGCACCUGCUGCAAAGCCAGUGGCAAAGAAACCUGCGCCGGCAAAAGCGUCAGAGGCACCAGCAGCCGCAGCAACAAAGAAACCUGCAGCAAAACCUUCAGCCCUUUCUUCUGCCAAGAAACCUGUCGCCAAGGCUGCACCAGCAUCAGCAGCAUCGAGUGCAAGCGCAGCAACAAAGAAGGCGGCCCCAGCUGCAGGAGGUUCGAAAAAAGAGGAAGAGCCCCUCCGAUACAAGUUUUCGAGCGAGUCGGCGGAAGAACAGGCAGCCGAGUUUUUGACGCCAGGAUUGAUCGCUGAAUUUGGCGACUCGAGCUGGAAAGUGCGUCUGGAGGCUAUGGAAAAACUGCAUGAUCUGGUAGAUAACAAUCCAGGAUUCGAGGCGGAAUUGAUCACGCGCGUUCUGGCCAAGAAACCGGGCUGGAAGGAUAGUAAUUUCCAAGUGAUGACAAAGCUCUACGGGAUCCUUCAGCUUCAGGCGCAGAAGCUGCCGUCCUUCUCCAAGGCCUGUGCGGCACUGAGCAUUCCAGCCAUGAUUGAUAAGAUGGGUGACAUCAAAUUGAAGAAGGCGGCUGGCGAUUGCUUGACUGCAUACGCAGAGGCGCUCUCGCUUCAGUUCGUAUUAAGUCAGUCAUACGAUCCGCUCAAGAAACUGAAGGCACCCAAGGCUCUUGCUGAUUCUCUGCUCUGGAUUAAUCAGCAAUUGGAGGACUUUGGUAUCGCAGGCCUUCAAGUGCGCGAGUUGAUUGAUUUUUUGAAGGUUGCGCUUGGAAGUGCCAAUGCUGCAGUGCGUACCAACGCUGUAUCUGUUCUCGGAAUUCUUCGUCGAUUUAUCGGACCUAGCAUUCGAUCGUUCGUCGAGGAUUGCAACACAGCAUUGCUAGCAGCCAUCGACGCAGAAUUCGCUAAAGUUGCCGAUCUGGAGCCACCACAGGUGACAAAGGGCGCAGUGGAAGAAAGUUCUGGGAGCGCAGCCGUGGAGGAGCUCUUCCCCAAGGUGGAUAUCGGCAACCAAUUCACGUCUGCAUUGUUGGAGGAGUGUGGAGAUGCUAACUGGAAGAUACGCAAGGAGGGUCUGGAGAAGGUGGCGGCCAUCAUCGAUGCCAAUAAACGUAUCAAGCCCAACCUCGGUGGACUUCCAGGAGCGCUGAAGCUUCGACUCGCCGACAGCAACAAAAACCUGCAAAUUUUGACGAUGGAAAUCUGCGCCAGUCUUGCCAACGCCAUGGGUAAGCCUUUUGAGAAGUACGCCAGGAUCCUGUGCUCGAACGUUGCCAGCUGUUUGACGGAUCAAAAGGACAACGUCAGGAGCGCGUCGAUUGCAGCAUUGGAAGCCUUUGCAACACAAGGCGGAUUGGAUUGCCUUGUGUCGUCUCUUGCGGUCUCGCUGGUCACCAACUCACCCACGCUGCGAAAGGAUCUUCUUGUAUGGCUUACAUCGUUCUGCAAUGGAGCUAAGGAGCGUGAUGUGAACCUUCCGGAUUUGUUACCGCUUGCUCCACCAAUCUUGCAAUGUCUCCAGGAUCGAAGCCCCGAUGUACGCAAAGCAGGCCAAGCCUUCUUACCGAUCCUGAUGGGCAGUGUGGGAUACGAUGCCGUCGUUGCUAAGUGCAGCGAUUUGAAGGGGGCUGCCAAAUCUGCUAUCAUGCCGAUGCUCGAGGCAGCCAAGCCCGCACCCCCACCACGUCCUCCAUCCGCAGCAGGAAAUGCAAAACCAGCACCCACAGAAAGAGGAGCCCUCAACACCUUGCCAAGUUUGCCCCGACCCGGUGCGAAGGCGGGCGCUCGGCCUGGCGCAUCAGCCCUCCCCGGUGCACCUGCAAAGGUGGCAGCUCGACCUGCGGCAAGUGCACUCCCAACGCCGCAAGGUCCGCCUCGCGAACAGCAGACUUCGCCCCUUCCUUCUUUGCCGUCGCUUUCCUCUCUUCCAGGACCUGGCCAGGGAUCAGGCAUGGUCGCACCAAGGUCUCGGUUGACGCUGAAGAAGCCUGGCCAGUCAAUCCCAUCUGCCCUGGACUCUGGGAUCCCUGGAGCACCACCACGAGUGUCACGACUUCAUGAUAUGCAGCCAGAGUAUGACGACUAUAAUGUGCUUCCUCCCACCAGUAAUGCGCCGCCGCCACUCAUGAACAUGGGCAUGCAACAGCGACCAUUCGAUCCUAUGGACGGUAUAACAUCCGCCCCACAACCACUGAACGGAUUGCGGCCUAGCGGCAACAACGCUGGUGGGCUGGGAGGCGGUCUCACCACGAACAACGGUCUGUCGCAGCCUCCGCCCGCGAUUGUAGUCCCACCUUCCGCUCAAAUCAAGCGGCUCUCAGUCUCUGGAGGCGAUAGGAGAGGGGAGGCCGUCAUGGACUACCUUGUCACUCAGAUCACGAGCGACGACGCAUACCAGAGCAUCGAUGCUCUAAAGCAGCUGGAAAAGGCGCUUCAUGGGCCAUUAGACGUUAUCAUCCCUCAUAUUAAUGAACUCGUGAACGCGCACACCCUUCAGAUUCGACUGGCAUACACAGGACUGGAGCAGCGCAACAACUCGACCACACGCGUAUGUAAGCACCUCGUCAACUCUCUUGUGAGCAUUUUCUCCAACAAGCAGCUGGCUAUCAAGGUUCAAUCAGAUCCUCUCUACAACCUUUUGCAUGAGCUGGCUAGUCGAUUGUUGGAUAAGAAUCUGGACAAGGUCGAGAGCGGUCAGCAGCUGGCCAAGGCGUUGAACGUCACCAUGGUCAAGGUUUUGGAGAACAGCAACCGUAACGCGACUUUUAGCGCCUUACUGUUGAUCUUGGUCCGCUGUGCCCAGCCGCUCAGGAACAUGGAGGAUUCUGCUCACCAGGCCAAAUUUGGAGAUUUGAUCAUGAAGUGCAUCUGGAAACUCACUAAGACCAUCAAGGAGUGCGUGGCCGCUGGAACGCUGAAGCCCAAUGAGCUCCUUGCGGAUAUGAACGACUUUCUGGUCUCGAUCUCGCCACCAGAGUGGAAGCGGCGCGCGCAGGAGGGUGUGCCACUGGGAGAUAUGCCCUUGAGGACUGUCAAGACUGUUCUGGUUGAAUUGUCGUCUGGCAUGGGCGACGAAGUUUUUAAUCACCUGGACCUAAUCCACGACCCAACCAAAUCAGCGAUCCACCAGUAUCUUGUGCAUAUGACUGGCUCCAAGAAACGACCCAUCGCCCAGGUCCAGAACCCGGCUACCCCUCCCAUCCCUAGCAACGCUACUCGCGAUAGGAUGUCCGUUAUUGGUGCAAUGACCAACCAGAACUUGAGCAUGCACAACAUGCUUCAGCAACAACAACAUCAACAGCAACAACAACAGCAACAGCAACAGCAACAGCUGCAACAGCAGCCACAGCAGCCACAGCAGCCACAACUCAACCAGCUGCCUACAUCUCCACAGUUCCAGCAUUCUCAUCAGUUCCAGCAACAGGCCCUUUCGCCAAGGAUACAACAGCAACCAUCCUUUGGAUCGCAACUCCAAAAUCCUCAGGGGUCGUUGUCUGGCUUUGGCAUGUCGCAGCCUCCUCAAAACGAUUUUGGCGGCGCGGGCGCCAGCACUAGCCGCAUGAGCAUGGUUUUGGGUCAAUCUCAUGUUCCAAGCCAGACUAAUGAUGGAAGUGAUAACAAGAGCUCGGAUGAUCUCUCUGGCGUGUCCGAGACGGAGAUGAACAGCCGACUAACGCAGAUCUUUACCAAGAUUGGGACACGUGAGGAGACAAAGCAGGUAAAAAGAAUUAUACCGGUCGACGCAUCUCUGUUUUUCGGCCUUGCCUAGUAUAUUAAUUCAAACACCAACAAAUUGUGCUUUUUGCUACUCUAGGGUAUUGCGGACCUGUACCAGUUCCAAAAAAUGUAUCCGAACAUGGAGCCAAAGGUCAAUGCACAGCUCGCUAAGACUGGCACCUUUUUCCAGAGCUAUAUCCGACGAGGACUUGCCAAUCUGGAGGCAGAGGCCAAUGCUGCUGCAACGGGUGCAUCAGUUCCUACAUCCAUCAGCAGCAUCGGAGCAGGCAUUACCGGAUCACCCAUUAUUAGGGAUCGCGAUGCAGCCGAUGCAGCUGCAGCCGCUCGAAAGAGGGAAAGUGUGCUGUCAAUCGCCAAUUCUGA
Messenger RNA from Gamsiella multidivaricata, 5779 nucleotides. Its product is annotated as armadillo-type protein. Bases 132 to 5447 code for a protein of 1771 amino acids. Gene Ontology annotation, molecular function: microtubule plus end polymerase activity; microtubule plus-end binding. The record is from RefSeq and is a predicted model, not a curated record. Gene Ontology annotation, biological process: mitotic spindle organization; microtubule polymerization; establishment or maintenance of microtubule cytoskeleton polarity. The transcript is spliced from 10 exons. Gene Ontology annotation, cellular component: spindle pole body; spindle pole; microtubule plus-end. NCBI's taxonomy places the organism in Eukaryota, Fungi, Mortierellomycota, Mortierellomycetes, Mortierellales, Mortierellaceae.